AUGGAGGCCAGAGAGGUUGCCGAGAGAGCUCGGAGCCUGGCGGUCAUGGUCAGGGUUCAAGGGCCCGUAAGUAGUUCGACGCCCUCUGGUGAUGCUGCUACCGCCUUCCAUGGCUCUCUUCUUCGUCUCUCGCCCUUCGCCUUCCUAGUCCCCUUUCUCCUCUUCGGGGUUUGCACUUGCACGAGAAAUUUACGCAGCUUUUAUGGUCGCUCGCCAGGACCCGAAGGGCCUGAAGAUGCGGGGGUACGCUUUCCACCUGCGCGAGUAAAUUCUAUUCAACCCUCUAUGGCUUUGAUCUUCGUAGUUCGAUAAAGAAAAUGAAUCAAAUGGAAGGCUUAUCUGUCGCCUUUUGCCAGGAACGGGAUCACAUCGCUCUCUGCAUCUGGGCUCCUUUUGCCGCCCUCCUUGGGCAACCCCCUUCCCCUCCUCUGCGGCAAGAGAGGGGGUGGCGCUCUGGUCGUGACGACUGCAUCAGCUGUGGAGCCUUUCCUUCCUGCCAAAUACAGAGACCUCGGUUUCAGCAGUCCUACUGCUUCUCAGGUUCAUGGCAGAGUUGUCAGAAUAUGGCGAUUCCUCCGAAAAUCUUGGAAUUAUGUACCAUAAUUCUCCUCUCCUCUCGUGCAGAUAGUUAUGCCUGAGUUAAUUCCAGGCGCCUCCAUUGAUGUCCUCCUAGAUGUACGACUCCUCCUUCAUGUCUCGACGUUGACUUUUUUUGUUCAGGGUGUAAGAGUUGACUCUUGAAUUUUAUCUUCUACCACCUUCUCCUUUCCAGCGAAAAGGAUUGGAGAAAAACCCGAAUGAAGCUAUAGAGUCUCCUACUUGGUAUCAAGCUCAACUUCUUGCUAUUGUAAGUACUUCUCAGCUCAGAAAGGAAGAAAUGUAGACCUAUUGAAUGGCUUAUAGGAGAAGCUCCACUGGAAACUCUAUUGAAGUCACAUGUGGAAGGAUGAUUCUAUUGAGGUGGUUUUACAUUCCGUCAUGAUAAUUGACGUCAGUGUUGGACAUCUUAGCAUUAGCAUUUUGGUCUCAUUUCUCUGCUUGAUUUUGAGGGUUCUGGCUUUUGAGUGAGAGUGAUGAUUGUGCUGUUGCUUCUUAGAUUCUUUUUCUUUUAUGGUACCCUUUUUUCUGACUUUUAUGUGUGCAAAUUUCACUCCCCAGUUUUUGAGGAUGAUGGAAGUUGAAUGAUAAUCAGUCUCUUCUUUAGGGUUUUCUUUCUGGUGAGUGGAAUGAGGAGAUCUGUCAAUUAAGUGGGUAGUCCUUAAGCCGGCCUUCUGUUGAAUGAAUAACUUGGUCUAAAUAUCAUAACUGGGAGUGGAUACAAAUAAAUUUUUAUGCUUAAGGACAUGUGCAUUUGGAAGCUAAAUGUGGCACAUGGACUUAUGAAAGUCUAAUGAUUUAUUAUUUCUCAUAGGUAGGCGUACUUAACCAAGCCUCUUGUUUGAUGUAUUGAUCUGAGUCAGAUAACUAGGAUUCUGCACCCUAAAGAAGAACGUGCCAUCACCUACUGCCCUUUCCUCUGCUGGGGACUUCCACAAAAUGAAAUGGGUGUGGCGUCAUCAUAUGGUUGACAGUAGUUGCCCUGGUGUAUAUCCCGGAGUACUCCAUGAGUAUUCUACAUUUCAGUCGGGGACAUCAUACUACCCUGCAGUCGAUUGCGGAGGAGACAAGUUGUUCUGAUUUUAAUCAACAAAAUAUGUCGCACCUGUCACUAAGACAUGCGGGAACUUUGAAUGGAUUUUUCCUUGGAGAAUGAGUUGGUGCUGGCCCUAGCCAUUGAAGACGGUGCCAUAGCCACAGAUAGGAACAUCCUUUGAAUUCACUAAAUGGAGAUUUUAGUGCAGGCCCGUGGAAAAGCCUAGCGUGAGUUUUCAUGCUUGAAGAAACAGAGAGGGAAUUUAACAAUAUGAGAAUGCCAAUGUGGAGAUAAUUUUCACCGAUUAAUAGAAGACAGCUCAUUAAUGAUAUAUUUAUGAUUUAAUAUGAGAAGUUUGCUUGAGAAAGAGAACCCUUCAGUGAAUUAAUGAGAACUUUAUGAAUCAUGAAUAACAGUGGUCCUUUAGCCUAAUUAUUCUGUCAAAUAAAAUCAUGGUUUCAUAGAAGAUAAUGUUUCGUUCGACUUUCUCAUUGGCCGGAAUGCAUCGUGAGUGGCUGUGUAUUUUUUUAGUGUAUUGAAGAAAGUUCUGUGAAGAUUAUUUCUUUUACAUGGAUUAUCUACCAGGUUGACGUUGCUGUCUCUUCUUCUGCCCUGCAAUCUCUGGUCCGAAGUAACAGUAGUUCAACUGAUAAUGGCUCCUGGGAAAUGGGGUGGAUGUUGGCUCGUCUGGAUAAUAGUUCUUCUCGGUCAGAAUUGAACUCUUUUCAAAAAGAGGUGAAUUCUUCUUCUUUUAAUAUUACUUCUUCCACGUAAAGACCUCUCUUUGCAUCGAAUGGACGUCACUUCAAUUACAGAAAAAUGCUUCUGGUUUUUAUCAACUUAGUUAUUAAAUGGAUUGCCAUCCAUAUUCGAUUUGUCUCCAUGGAGCAUUGAUAUUGCAUAAAGGGGUCCUACAUUGAUAUCUAAAUUCUCCCAUAAAUGUCUUAGGUAGUCUUUUUCCCCUCCCACAUCCUUUGAUGUUGAGGUAUUCUUGUUUUUAUUUUUGUUGGAAGAUAGUAUUUAUUUUUGAACAUUUUAUUCUUAAUCCAUCCAAUGUCGAACAUGAAAAUAAAUAAAUAAAUUUGUUGAUGACAUACUAUUUUAGUCUGGCUACUUUGUAUAGAAUUUGGAUUUCUUCCUACAAUCUUCUUGCUCUUUGUGAUGAAUAAUAAAGAGUAAAUCUUGUAUAAAGUGUUUACUGCUGGUAUUCAUUUUAGUUUAAAGCUGGAGAUCAUAUACCAAAGUUGGAAGCUCUUGGAUUAACCAAUUUGCAUCAAAUGCCCAUAUCAACCAGAGUCGCAUUCCUAAGGCUUCCAACAGUCAAUGCAAAGGUGCAGAUCUCAUGGUUUAUUGAAUUACCAAGAUUGAUAUCUGAUUGCCAGAAUGUCAUCCGCAUGACGUAAUAACAAUUUCUUGGAAAUAUAUUUUAUGACUUGCAAUCCUACACAAUCUUCAAGGAUUACAGAUUUAAAUGGCUAUCCAGGAUUUUCCGCCAGUAAAUGUGUCUCAUGAGCAGAGGAGGGGAGAUUUCCUCUUAGCGAUGGGGUCUCCUUUUGGAGUUCUCUCUCCUUCACACUUUCUAAACAGGUGAUGCAUAUCCUCUUUUAGAUUGCUAUUUGAGUCUUGGUUUGUUUAGAAUUCUUCUUGUUUGAAUUGCAUUGUUACCAUAAACAACGUGUUGAUUUGGAAUGGUAAUUUGUAUGCCUUUAUGUGAUAUUUUUGGGUUCAUAUUUCUUUCUUUACUGGAGUAGUUGCAUCAAAAUGAUGUUAUUGUGGUUCGUGCUAUCUUGGACUCUUGAUUGAACUUCUGUAGAGCCUUGUCCAUGGUUCCAUAAAAACUUUAACGCCUGAGUAAUAUUCUGUAGCGAAUUGUUCCUUUCGGAUAGAAACUGUGGCUACAUAGUUAUGUCUUAGAUUACACUGAUGUAGAAGAGCCCUGGUCAAACUUUCCCCUCCAUAGAAAAUCAAGACCACCUCACUACUCUCUCUCCUUUCUGAAUUCCAUGUCUACUGUAGAUAUAAUUCUGCGGACCAACCUUCUGAAAAGUUACACAAAUAAGGGUCAACUAUUCCUUAAUUAUAAUGUUGGUUAUGACUGCUGCUAAAUCCCAGUAUCAUGUUCGCCAACCUGAUGCCGUCUGGCCUGCCGCUCCCUGGGAUUUUGGGUUAGAAUGAUUUGUAAGCUGGGAUAAAGUUUAGUAACAAAGUUGGUUUGCUGUUAUUGGCUCUAUUAAGAAAUGUAUAGUUUUUGAACUCCAAAUGUACUAUUUAAACUUUUUCCUUUGUUCAUUGUUUACAUGGGUCGGAGCUAAGUUGGCUGAUCUGAUAUGACGCAAGUUGGAUUGGUCUGCUAUCGACCAACUUACCUCUUGAGCUUACGCUGAAUUCCUCAACUCAGAAUGGAGUGGCGAUUUGAACUCUUAAAAAAUAAUUUCAUAGUUAGACUAAACGACAGCAGAUGGCUUUCUGUGAAUGUGUUUAAUUCUUUGGUCUUCGGAUUGUAAUGUCUUCAAUAAGCAGACGUGCUUUGAUUGGAUUGAGUCGGAACCCAAAACUAUCCAAGAAGAAAAAUCUGCUUGAAAUUCCAGUAAAAGGAUCACCUUUCUUUUCUUCAAUUGAUCGAUUUCCCUACUUCCUAAACUUUGAAAGAACAUCCCAGAAAGGCAACAGUGAUAAUGAGUUUCUCCCUCACAGUCACCGGAAAGGAGUAACGGUGACAAAAUUGUGUUAUUGGAGUUACUAAACGCUCUAUAAGAUGCAAAUAUGGUGAAUAUUAAUCAUCAUUUAAUAUGCUUUGAUUUGGGUAAUGUUUACACUUUUCGGUUUCCAUCACUAGUGCUGAGAGUAAGGAUGAUUAUUAUGGUAUCCUUAGAAAACCCUCGGUUCUGAGCACGCUGUAUGCCUGUUUUCCAGUUCAGCUUGAUGGGAAAUUUAUUCAUUCGAUUACAAUACAGACCGCAAAAAGAAUGUUAAAAUAAUAUUUCUGCUUCAUCCAGUGUAUCUGUUGGAGCUGUUGCAAACGUCUGCCCCCAGAAUUCUCGUGGGUCAUUAUUGGUGGUUGAUAUCCGGUGCCUUCCUGGUAAAACUCCAUUCACCAUUCUCUUUUCUUACUCUCAAUCCAAAUGAAUCCAGUGUUUCAAACAGUACAAGUCACCUGAACUCAAUUUCAGGGAUGGAAGGCGGGCCUGUUUUGGACAGGGAGGAAAAUCUUAUAGGGAUAGUUACCAGACCUUUAAGGCAAAAGAACAGUAGUGUGGAGAUACAGGUGUUGUGGACUAUCUCGAUGAUUCUCCCUGAUUUGCUUUUAUCAUCUGACUUAAUCUAAUCCUGUCAUGAACAGAUUGUGAUCACCUGGGAUGCGAUAUGCGCCAGCUGUAGUGAUCUCGAAAGGCAUAUAACAGUGGAUGAGGGUGACCAGAAAUCACAGAAGGCGUCAGUUGACUCUUUGGAUUCCCCAUUGGAGAAAGCGGUCUCAUCCAUCGUUCUGAUUACAAUGGGUGACGAAGCUUGGGCUUCUGGCAUUUUAGUCAACAAGCAUGGCCUCAUCCUCACCAAUGCCCAUCUACUAGAGCCAUGGAGAUUCCGAAGACAUGCUCUCCUUGAUUCAGAAAAUGAAGAAUCAGUUUUUUCUGCCUUAGAGGGGGAGCCGUUCUUUCUGGAUGGAAGAAGGUCACCACAAUCACUAUUGAAAACGGCAGAGAUUGUGGAUAGUGAGCACCAAGCUACUCUUUUGGGUCCAGGUUACAAAGGCUAUAAAAGGAUACGGGUGCGGCUGAAUCAUACAGAGCCCUUGAUCUGGUCAGAUGCGCAUGUGGUUUAUGUUUCAAAAGGCCCCUUGGAUAUUGCCUUACUGCAGCUUGACCUUGUUCCUCAACGGCUACAUCUCAUUGUUCCAGACUUUGUCUGCCCAUCUGCGGGCUCUAGAGUGCAUGCCAUUGGUCAUGGGCCCUUUGGACCUCGAUCUGGUAAGGCUUCUACUGUGCUAAAAUAGAUUCUAUUUAUAAUCUUCCCGUAUAGGUUUUUGUAGAAAUCAACAUGUGAUUAUAGACACCGGGCUGUAACCACUAGGCUUUGAGUUCAAUUGCCCAAUUACUUUAAUGGUUUCAGGGGUAGUGCUUGCUCUAGAUCUGAGCUUAACCUUCUGUGUUGUUUAUGUGAUAAAACCCAAAAGUUGGUUUGAGUACUGAGAAGGCAUGUCAAAAAUUGUCCUGAAUAUUAUUAUACAAGUAAUUAAGUGGUUAUAAAGACAGGCCUACUUCUAGCCAAGUACGACAUAUUGACUUGGAUUUUCCAAUAACUCCAACAUGUACGAUACAUGUUUUCAUGUAAAUUUAUUUUUAUUAUUAUUAAUAUUUCACAUUUUCAGAAUCUUUUUAUCAUUCGCAGACAUUCGUCCGUAUGUUUCCUCUGGAGUGGUGACGAAAAUAGUGGAGUCGCAAUUGCCUUAUUCGGUCAACCAGGAGGGAGAGCACCGAAGUAAGCAUGAAUCUGUCCCAGUAAUGCUUCAGACAACAGCUGCAGUAUAUCCAGGAAUGAGCGGUGGUGCCGUAAUCAGCUUAGAUGGUCGGAUGGCUGGUCUUAUCACUAGGUAAACCUUCAGACUUCUGAACACAUAUAGUAAUAAAUGUGUCCAUGCUUGUAAGUUUCCGUUUUGUUGUAACUGUGACAGCAAUGUGAAGCAUGCUGGAGGGACUACCAUACCACACCUAAAUUUUAGCCUGCCAUGUGCCGCAUUGAAACCAGUAUUCGAAUUUGCAGGUAUUCCUAUUCAUGAGUUUCAUUCAUUAUUUCAAGAAUUAAAUAUCACCGCAUGUCUAAAAUGAAACCCUCUCUCAUCUGGUUGGAUUGGUACCCGCAGAGAAGCCUGAUAGACAUUUCUUGGAUAUCUUGGACAAACCUAAUGCACUCCUUUCUUCCAUCUGGGCAUUGGUGCCUCCGCCGCCACCUAGUUCUAGACCACAGCUUCCUCAUGCGGAUUUGAACGGCAAGGAGGGGAAAGGAUCUCGCUUUGCGAAAUUUCUUGCUGAGAGACGUGGAGAAGGUGCAAUAUCAAAUGACUUGAAGCCUCGUAUCAAGGGGAAAAUCUCUAGUAAUUCACCAUCGAGUAAGCUAUGA
Molecule: messenger RNA, 6748 nt
Organism: Spirodela intermedia
Lineage: Eukaryota; Viridiplantae; Streptophyta; Magnoliopsida; Alismatales; Araceae
Source: the annotation of a GenBank genome assembly